This is a messenger RNA of Osmia lignaria (orchard mason bee), 537 nucleotides long. The record is from RefSeq and is a predicted model, not a curated record. Lineage: Eukaryota; Metazoa; Arthropoda; Insecta; Hymenoptera; Megachilidae.
AUGGCGACCGCGUCCACUCACGACUCUGGGUCCGAUCAAUUGCCGACGAUUCGGUUAAUGAAAAAUAAGCGCCGCACGUUCAAGGCGCAAAUCACGAUUAUUGGUAAGUCGCUCGAAACUUACCAGGAUUCAACAAAGGAGCGCGAUUCAACAAAAUUGCAAAGACAAUUUGAAGGAUUCAAUGAAAUCCAAGAUGAGAUGGUCACGGCCAUUACGCUGUUGCAAGAAGCUGAGCAGUCCACGACGCAGCAUCCUUCGACAGCACCGAGAACCGCGAACAAAUCGCCAGCGUCUUCAACGUCUUCAGCCGCGAUCGGACUCCAUCUCCCGAAGAUCGAUUUACCGAAGUUCGAUGGUCGACUGGAAAAAUGGAUCGUGUUCAAGGACGCUUUCCAGACCAUAAUACACGCGCAUCCCGGACUGAACGACAUACAAAAGUUGCAUUAUCUACGUCUAUCAUUGUCGGGCAAGGCUGAGUCCGCCAUCGAGUCCUUUACGAUCAGCGAGGAUAAUUACAAGACGGCUUGCACCAACUGA